Molecule: messenger RNA, 372 nt
Organism: Eruca vesicaria subsp. sativa (arugula)
Lineage: Eukaryota; Viridiplantae; Streptophyta; Magnoliopsida; Brassicales; Brassicaceae
Source: the annotation of a GenBank genome assembly
AUGGCAAAGUAUUUUACUCUUUUGCCUACCCUUGUGAUACUCAGCUUCUUCAUAAUCUCUUCACUGGUUCUGGUCCAAGCCGGCUUCACCAAUGACCUAAACGGUCUGGAAUGGGCCACGACCGGUGUCCAUGACUCCUCAGGCUGCCACGGUUCAAUAGCAGACUGUAUCGGGACAGAGGAAGAUGAGGAAAUGGAGUCAGAGAUCAGCAGAAGAAUAUUGGCAACAACAAAGUAUAUAAGCUAUCAAUCUCUGAAGAGGAACAGUGUGCCAUGCUCGAGAAGAGGUGCCUCUUAUUACAAUUGUCAGAACGGAGCUCAAGCUAAUCCUUAUAGUCGUGGUUGCAGCGCAAUUUCUCGUUGCAGGAGUUAG